Molecule: messenger RNA, 1284 nt
Organism: Stylonychia lemnae
Lineage: Eukaryota; Ciliophora; Spirotrichea; Sporadotrichida; Oxytrichidae
Source: the annotation of a GenBank genome assembly
AUGGGUAAUAGCUGCUGUUCAAAUGAAGCCCGAAAAUUAGACAAGACUUAAAGAGACAAGGUUGAUCUUUAGUCUUACUUUGCUGAAGAGAUGCAGAAUGAGAGGGAGGAGCUUGUGUUUGAGAGAUUUAAGCAGGAGAUGUCAGCUAGAAUGAAUGACUUAAACAAGAGUAAUACUAGAAUUGACACUCAAAUGUCAAUCGACACAGUAAAGAUGAAAGAAGCUCGAAGAAAUUCAAGGUUUUCAGAAAAUUCUUAAUUCUUCGAGGAGGUAAUUAAAAAGAAGAGAAAUAAUACUUUAUUUGCCAAAAAAUAACAGGAUGGCUCAGUCUCUACCAAGACCUAGACACCCAGUUCUUAGCAUCGCAAUCGCUAGAAUCAGGAUUUUGAGCAAGCAAUAGUUAUGAAUAAACCUUAAUCAAGGACAUAGUAAUCUAUUAAGGCUUAAGAAGAUUUUGAUUAGGAUUUAUAUGGUUCAGUAAAGCAAGAAAAGAUUAUUAAGACAUUAAUGAUUCUUUAGGAUGAGUGCUUAAGACAAAAUAUUCAGUAUCAAGGGGUUUAAAGAUAUGAUUUUUCUGAAAUCAGAAGGUUCCUGUAGUAAUCGAACUUCAAUUAAUAAAUCGCAGCUAGGAAAAUAAUAUAGGACAUAACUUGGAGAAAGGCAACACUACCUGUCAAAAGUAUUUCACUAGUCAAUAUUAUAAGAUCAUAAUCUGCUGUUAAUUUUGGUCAUGAUAGAGAUGAAUGUCCCACUCUGAUUCUAAAGCCAAAUAAGUCGAUUUAAAAUGAAUAGGUAACGAUAGGUGACGUCUGUACUAGUAAAUAGGUGACUCCAUAAUGCUACUAAAAAUAUCUUAUCAACACUUUUGAAACAUUACUACCAAUGAAAGUUAGAAAAGAAGGUCUUUAAAAUAAGUUAUCUAUUCUUAUUGAUCUUGAUCAGGGUAGUUUUAGAUUAGAUAUCUUUGAGAUCAUUGAGGAGCUUAUCACUAAUCACUACCCCGAAAGACUCAACAAGAUUUAUGUAGUAAAUAUUAACCUCAAGAAUAUUAAAAUUCAAGUUCAAUAAAAGUUUUAGUAAAAGUUUUACAAAAAGCACUUACUUCUAUUCGAUGAUAACUUUAAGUAAAAUUUAAUAAAGUUUUUCGAUCCAUAAUAGCUUUUUGUUGAUUACGGGGGUUAUAUGCCCAGUACUGAAAAUGGAUUCUAGAUUUAAAAGCUCAAUGAUGUUGAGGAUUACAAUAGUAAAAGGUUUUAAAAGCAGGAAUAAGUCACAUUAAGAUGA